AUGCCCAAAGCCGCCAGGCGGAAACGGCAUCACAAGCCCCCUUUCGUCCCCUACGCUCGCGGAUUCAAGACCCCAACCCACAAACAGUCCGCCGCAGCCCUGGGCUCACCGCCUCCCGGCACCCGGGACUUCAUGCUUGGCGUCGGAUUCUUCACGGCCGUGCCGCGGCCGAUCUGCCCGAACGACUGGCUGGCGCAGUACAGCGAGGACGGCCAGAGCUACGCCGACUUUUUGGCCUCCUGCCCAUGGCUCUCCGGCCCACGGUGGAAGGUGCCCAGGAGCCAGCCGUUCGACCCCGCGGGCGCCGGGCUGCCCGGCAGGUACCCUGGCGCCGCCAUCUACCUGGCGGGGCUGGGCGACUUCUCCAAGCAAGCUGAGACAGUUGCGGUGAACCCGAGGAUGUCUGAGCUGAUGGACUUCGCCGGGGCGUUCUUCUGCGUGCCCAUGCGCGAGCUCACCGGCCUGCGACUGGACGUCGGCCGGGGCAAGGCCGCAUUGAUCCCCGCUCCGGGAUCGAGGAUCAGGGUUCAGGAGAUUCGGUGCCGAUUUCACCGCGGCUCGGGGCGCACGCAGCUGCACGCGCCCUCCCUGCUCAAGGCGCUCGUGCGCGCACUCCCCCACGACGCCAUCUGCCUGAUGGCGCUCACCACCCACGAUCUUUUUGACGGGGAAGGGGACCUGUUCGUGGCGGGGAUGGCCGCCGGGGCUUCGCGGGUGGGCACCUUUAGCCUCGCCCGCUACGAUCCUGCGGUGUCCUUCUCGCCGGAGCACUGGCACGGCGUGACGCUGGACGCCUCGGCACCGGCGGAGGCCCGGCGGGAGACGAUCCUGCGGCGGGCGUGCAAGCUGAUGGCGCACGAGGUGGGCCACCUCUUGGGGCUGGAGCACUGUGUGUGGCACGCGUGCCUGAUGAAUGGCUCGGGACAUUUGGAAGAGGACGACAGGCAGCCUAUGGCUCUGUGCCCUGUUGACCUGCGCAAGCUGCAGGCUCUUGGUGGCUUCGACGUGCCAGGCCGAUACAAGCGGCUGUUGGCGGUGAUGAAGAAUCUAGGCAUGAGGGCAGAGGCAUCUUGGGUGGGCAGACGACUUGAGUUCCUAGAAGGUUGA
Messenger RNA from Ostreobium quekettii, 1107 nucleotides. The record is from the annotation of a GenBank genome assembly. NCBI's taxonomy places the organism in Eukaryota, Viridiplantae, Chlorophyta, Ulvophyceae, Bryopsidales, Ostreobiaceae.